AUGAUUGCGGCGAACGCCUUGAACGAAGGGACGACGCAACCCUACGAAGACCCCAUUGCCGAGGACUAUCAACGACAACACCAUACCGACGGAGAUUACGUUGAGAAGCAGACGACGAGCAGGUCCAUACGCUCAGAGAGCGGCGUAGCGACGAACAAUCUUGAGAAGCAGACCACAAGGAGAUCGGUCCGAUCAGGAAAGGCAGUCUCGGUGAACAAUGUCGCUGCUAUUCCCAACGGUGGCACCAAAGCAUGGCUUCAGGUCCUCGGCGCGUUCACGUUGUUCUUCAACUCAUGGGGCAUCAUCAACACCUUUGGCGCAUACCAGACCUAUUAUCAAUCCGGCAUCCUCUCUUCUUCGUCACCCUCGGACAUCUCAUGGAUCGGAUCAGUACAAGCUUUCUUGCUCAUGCUUGUUGGUGCUUUGACCGGGCCAAUCUAUGACGCUGGGUACUUUCGGACAUUACUUUCCAUUGGCAGUUUCUUGGUCGUCUUCGGUUUCAUGAUGUUAUCCCUUUGUAAAACGUACUGGCAGGUCAUUCUGGCCCAAGGAAUUUGUGUCGGUCUGGGUGCCGGAUGCUUGUUCGUCCCGUCCGUCGCUAUCUUGAGCACAUAUUUCAGCACAAGGAUUGCCACAGCAAUGGGUCUUGCUGCUGCUGGAAGUAGUCUGGGCGGUGUCAUCUACCCCAUCGUCUUCUACCGUCUCGAGCCGCGCAUCGGUUUCCCCUGGGCAACUCGUGUCAUCGGGUUCAUCGCCUUAGCUACUCUGAUUGUGGCUAACUCAGUCAUGCGUGUACGAGUCCUCCCUGCUGCUCGUCGCGCCGUCUUCGACCUGAAAGCCUUCACCGAGCUGCCAUAUCUCCUCUUCGUACUCGGAGGCUUUACGACCUUCAUGGGACUCUACGCACCCUUCUUCUACGUCGAAAGUUACGGCAUCACGUAUAACAUCACAUCUGAGAGUUUGGGUUUCUACACUCUGUCCAUCAUCAAUUCGGCGUCAGUAUUUGGUCGCAUAAUUCCCAACCUCAUUGCGGAUCGUACGGGGCCCAUGAACAUGAUUGUUCCUUGCUGCUUGAUCUCUGGAGUGGUUGCGCUAUGUCUCAUUCCUGUUCGCAGCGUUGCAGGGCUCGUCAUUGUAUGCCUGCUCUACGGAUUCUUCUCAGGCGCUCUGGUAUCAUUACCACCCACCGUGUUUGUGCACUUGACGCCAAAUCGAUCACUCAUAGGCACACGUAUGGGUCAGGGCUUCAGCAUCAUCUCAAUCGGUUUGUUGCUUGGCACACCUAUCUGUGGAUGGAUUCUGGACGGAAGCAGCUUCACCUACGUAUGGGUGUUUUCUGGAGUGUUGAUUAUCGCAGGCGGGUGUCUUAUGCUGUUGAGCAGGUACUUCAAAGCCGGAGCUAAACUUAUGCAAAAGGUUUAG
Molecule: messenger RNA, 1422 nt
Organism: Aureobasidium namibiae CBS 147.97
Lineage: Eukaryota; Fungi; Ascomycota; Dothideomycetes; Dothideales; Saccotheciaceae
Product: MFS general substrate transporter
Exons: 4
Coding region: 1-1422 (473 amino acids)
Biological process (GO): transmembrane transport
Cellular component (GO): fungal-type vacuole membrane
Molecular function (GO): transmembrane transporter activity
Source: RefSeq, a predicted model, not a curated record